Polistes dominula (European paper wasp) is the source of this 8238-nucleotide messenger RNA. RefSeq names its product Glial cell line-derived neurotrophic family receptor-like (gene Gfrl). Gene Ontology annotation, molecular function: signaling receptor activity. The record is from RefSeq and is a predicted model, not a curated record. Gene Ontology annotation, biological process: nervous system development. Gene Ontology annotation, cellular component: signaling receptor complex; external side of plasma membrane. Lineage: Eukaryota; Metazoa; Arthropoda; Insecta; Hymenoptera; Vespidae.
AGAAUAUCUGCCCUCCUCCGCCUCGGUAGACCUAUCGGGCACGGACUCAGCCCUCUAUCCAUUCGACCCGCAGCAGGAGAGCUACCAGGAGAUCUGGUUACCGCCGACCAUGAAGGUCAUCUCUCAUCCGGAUAACUCAACGAGCUUCGAAGUAAUCGAGUCUCAAGUGGAGAAUCCAUUGAUUGAUGCCGAUCAUCAAGAUCUUCUCGCUAUGAAGCAAAUACCAGUGCCUGGAGAUCAUCAUCAUCGAACUCAUCGAAAGAAGAAUCAGACCAUGGAGGAGAACGAUCAAGCUCUGCCAUCUGCAAAAUCGGAAAUUGACAAAAUUCAGCAACCACCCAAGUUGAUACUUCCAAGCACGUGUCAUCACGCAUAUACAUCGUGCAAGAACGACCCGGAGUGCAAGGAAUUAUUACAGCCGGUCCUGAAAUACUGUGGUUUGACGAGCUGCAUGAGAAAUGAAUGUAUGACAGCCUUACAACAUUUCUAUAAAAUGGCUAAUCACAAGCACUCCAUCGAAAUAGCUUUCUGUUUGUGCCGAAAAACUGAUGGCAGGAAAGACGAGUGCAUAAUUGCUCAAGAAAAAAUGCAUCCUGCAUGUGCGCAACGUGUAGAAGGUGUUGAUAUGCCAACAUGUCACAGUUUAGCAGAAAUUUGCAAGAAAAAUGAAGCCUGUCGCUCAAGAUUGGAGCGUUACGAACAGAGUUGUGCGGUAGACAGCGUAACUAAAAAAUGUGCUGGACCACCAUCAGAUUGUAGAAAAGCGAUGCUGGGUAUACUUGGUACCGAACUUCGUUCGAAUUGCGCUUGCAAAGGCACCGACUUCACGCAACUCUAUGACUGCCUUGGUUGGCAGAGACUCCUUUGGGUUAACCCGUGUGUAGUUGAAUCUCAAAAGGACUACCAUAUACGUCGAAAACACCAUCACUAUCAAAGAACAACGCCGAUUGGUACUAUACCAUCGACACCGAUAACGAUGACAACAUUGUCGUCGACUACGAGAACACAUAUAAGCAUGACGGCGACUACGACGGUCACCGCGGUCGAGCGAGUUGAAGAUAAUCAACUACCGGAAGUAACGAGGUGGCCGACCACCGAACCCACGGAAACUUUAGAAAUUACGACUAACACUGUUAGCACGACACCGAGCACGACUACAACGACCACCACACCUCCUCGUUUUUGUGUUGUUCAAAGACCGAGACAGAGUCAUCAGUAUAUACGGGAGGGUAAAGGGAAAAGGCUUUAUCGUGAAGACGAGCCAGAAUGUUCAGAGCUCUGCCAAUGUGGCGAAGGUGAAGUUCUUAUCUGCAAUACGAUCUGCGUCGAUUCGUCUCCUUGCAAAACGGACUUCGCAUACUACAAUCAUGAGGCCCCAGCCUAUCAAGCCCAUCGUGGUCCAUGCCUUUGCUAUAGCGGAGGUUUCAUAUGUAUGCGUCCAUCACCUGGAGCAUACAGUAUACCACAUGGAGUUUUUAUGUUCUUGGGAUAUAGUGAGAAGGAUGAGACCUUGCUAAGGCCACACAAUAAUCUUACGGUUCUAGAUGCCGUGUCGUCUCUCGACAAUUUUAUGAGAGAGGAAGUAAAUAAUCAGACCGUAUGCACGCUCUUCCUUUACAAUAUGACUCGAGAGAACGUGAUUGCAGUAGCACGUCUUGGUACGGACAAUCCACCCUUAAAUAGCAGUCAAGCUCAAAGCUUGCAACACCUCUUGCGAGUUAAGGAGGAAUGCGCUUCCAUGCUGGAGGAUUUGAGCAGCAAGAUCAAUAAUAAGCAUCACGAAGUUCACACGCAUCCCUUACUCUCAAUAUUCAAAAUGGCUGAGGUUGCGGUUAAAUUACCCUAUAGCAACGGUGGUAGAAGCGUGUCAAGGUCAUCGAGUUCAAUCCUUAUUCUCGUACUCCUAGCGUGCAACAUUCUCACGUCUAUUUCGGCGUAUCUCGUCGACAAUUCGUGACACGGAUAAUGUUGCUUAUCCGAGAUGAGAAGGGGAAGAAGAACCUCAAGCUUUCGAGUGUUUAAAAUAUCGACGACGAUCUAGGGACAUGAAAAAGUGUCGAAAAUAAUUAAGAGAUAUAAGGAAAAAAUGAAAAAGAAUGUACGUUUAUGCAAGUAUCAUCUGUACGAACGUAUACAUGAGUGUAUGUAUGUGUGUGUUUGUGUGUAUGUGAGUAUGUUUAUGUAAGAAAAUUUAAUUUAUCUUUUCCUAAAAAGAUACAAAAUCGCUAUUUGUCUGACUUUUCAAACUUAUUCCUACAAUCGAGAAUCGAAAUGAUACUAUAUAAAACUAAGCAAGGUAACUUUCCAUAUAGUAGAUUAUGGAGAAACAAAUAUCGUAUACGUGGUGGAAUUGCAGCAAGAUCGUAAUAAGAAAAAUGUCUUAGCGAAAUACCUACGUGAUGUAAAAAGAAGACGACAAAAGAUGGGAAAAAGUUUAUUUUCUUUCUUUACGUUUCUCCACGACGUCUAUUUUUGUUCACGUUGAAGAUCUCUCCAAGAUAUUGAUUGAAAAGAAAAUAGAAUAGCAAAAUCGACUUAUAGUUACAUUGUCACAAAAUCGAACAUACAGAAACAGCUGCAGUUACCUGUUCGACCUCGAUACGGAACGUGCUUUUUUGAUAUAUAAUAUAUUUUAUGUUCAAUAAAAAGUAUAACCCACGUAUAUAAAAAAUGAGCAUAAAUCCAAAUAUAAUACCAUAGUUCGCUGCUGGACCGGCGAUGAUAUUACAUUCUCUUCCAAAUGAUCUUGGCUAAUAUAAAAUUCUAUCGCGUUAGUCGUAUUGGCCACAAUAAAGUAAUACUACAACAUGGUACUAUAAUUCAAGCUCUGAUUUUUAAAAAUUUCGAUAAAUUCCUUAUUGUAUGCAUAGACGAUUUUGUGUUAUUAUCAGAAAUAAAAUCAACCACGAUUCUCGAUUGCCUGGAAUGACUUCGCGUGUAUAAAUUGAAUGAAUUAGAAGAAAGAGAAAGGGAGAGAGAGAGAGAGAGAAAGAAAUGGAGAGUCUGUAAAUGACUAGCACUAAUUAUUAAUAUGUAUAAUGAGUUAAUCGGAAAUCUCCUACCAUACUGGACCAUUAGGUGUGUUUGUUAAAGUUGAUACCUGAAACAAAAAUGACGCGUUUUCAGGCCAAUCUUAUGAGAUUCCGAAUGAUGUAGAUCGAAUUAUAGAUUGUUAAUAUAGAUAUAAAAUAAAAGGUGUAAAAAAUAGAAGUAGUAAAACUACGACGUAAAGACAAAGAGAAGCUAUUGAGAUUGUAAUACGAAUGGUAAUUUUAAAACCAUCGUUUUAAGUAUCGAAUAAUUAUUAUUCUCAAAAUGGUGGCUCCAAGUUUCCUAAGCUGCUGUAUCUAAUGUGUGACAUUAAUAAAUAAUGCGAGAAUUUGCUAUAUCCCACGAUUAAAGAAAAGCAAAAAAAUCAAUGAAGUAACGACGUAGGAAGAAAAGGAAAACGAAUCCACUUAUAUACAAACGAAGUAUACAUAUAUACAAAAAAAAAUAUAUAUUAUUAUUAUUAUUAUUAUUAUUAUUAUUAUUAUUAUAAAUAAAACAUAUAUUGAAUAUAAGUAUGCAAAUUAAUACAGUUAAGGAAUGAAGCCAUCGAUGGAAGCAUAGUUGUGAGUAUCCCAAUUGACAAACAUCGAUAUAAUACCGUUUGUAUAUGAAUACUCAGCGCUGUAGUGAAACGUUAAUUUUAUUAUGAAGAAUUCGUAAAUUUAGAAACUUAACUAAUUAUGUGUACAAUCGUGUUGGCAUAUAUUUGAUGCAAAGGAGAAUAUAUGAAUGUAUGCGAUAGAAAAAUAUUAUUCUACUCCCGAUCAUCCCAACUGUAUAUAUAAGAUAAACCCUAUGCACAAAGACUUGUUUAAUUACUUUUUUAUUUGAUCAUUUUAUUAUCUGAAUUUUAAGCAAUCACCAGGUUAUACACUCGUUAAGAGAAAUCUUUCAUUAUUUAUAGAUAAUCAACGCGAUAGUAAUUCGUAAAAAAAAAAACAUUUAAUUGAAUUAUCUCGAUGCAUUUAUAAUUAAUUUAUACAGGGAAAAGCGUUAAAGACGUAUUCUUCUGUUCUAUAUAGAUAUAUAAGUUGUAAUUGUAAUCGAGUACAAUACACGGCACAAUAUUGCAAUCUACUCGACAGGCUCAAUGCGUUGAUUUUGAUGAGAAGAGAGCUGGGAUGAACGCGAGCGAGAUUGAAUGUACGUGACGUGGCUAUCGGAAAAGCAAUAAUGUAUAAAGUUUAUGAUCCACUAACACAUUGCUCAAAAGAAUAGAAUGUGUAAGUCUCAUGUUAUGUAUACAUACACACGGUUACACAUAAACACACUCAAAUACAAUGAGAAGAAAAUAUUUGCGUAGGUGUUAAAUAGAUAAAAAUUUCGUGGCUGGUAUCCGAACAAUCGUCUAAAACGAUCUAUUUUGGAAUGACCAAACGUGCGUUCGUAAAAAUGAAAACGAAAAAAAAUAACACGCGUAAAUGAUCAAGGUCGGUGAAACAAAACAAAGCUCGUUUGUGUUGUAAUUAAUUGCUGAAUUGUUGUUGAACACAUAUUUUUACGAUAAUUUAAAAAGGCAUAGAUACGCUUGAACCUUUUAACAACAACAAAAUAAAAGGGCAAGUAUUAUAUUGAAUUUUGGUUGUCUUUAAUCAUAGCAUUCAAAUACAAUUUGAAAAUGUUUCACUUAGCUCAAGCAAAACACGACAUCGAAAGAUCCUACUACAUUAUAUCCACUGAAAUGACUUAAUCAUUUUCAUUUUUAAUAUCCUUCAACGUUAUUUUGAACAAUUGUUCUCUCGUUGUAUAAUAGAACUGUAUAGUAGUUUUAUCUUAUAUAUUUACUCGUACAAAAUAAGAUAAUCGCACUAUACCACAGUGUACUUUAUAAUGCUAUUUGUUAAUUAAACAAAGCGGAGUAUCUCUGUUAACGAUAUACGACGUAACAUGAGUUAUUUUCACGAAGCAAAAAUGGUACGCUUUUUCUAUCGUUAAAUGAUUUUGAAAAAAAAACUAUUCACUUUCCUUUUCUUUUUUAAUUCUUACAUUAAUAAUUAAACACUUGAUUGCAAGAUAUUCUUAAGCAAAAAAUCUGUGGCCUAACUGCAUACUUAGUAUUCUAUAAUUUUACUUCUACAAGGUUUGCUAAUAAGUUUCGAAGUGAUUUUAAAAAUUAAUAUAAUUCUCUUUUUCGAAAUUUCUUAGACUAAUUUUUUUCAGAUUGUAAAACCAUAAGCUUACUUAAGGAAGAAACUUUUUUACAAUCUAAAAACGGUAGACUAAAAAAUCUUGGAAAAAAUUGAUUUUUAAAAUCACUUAGAAAAUGAUACUCCAUCCUGUAUUUAAAUUUACGUGCUAGUAAGAAGUAAGUAAGUAGUAAGAAGUAAGAAAAUAUUCUUGAGUUUAUAUUUAAAAACAUAUUCGAUCAUAUCUGAGCUUCGUGAGAAUGCUGAAAAGACGAAAUAUUUCUUGUAUAGUAGUUGAGAAAGAUUAUUUAUACGAAAAUUUUACAAAGCACACAAUUAAGCGAUCGUUGAAAGCGCAAUGUUAUGUAUUUGAUAAUAAGUUGUCUCUUCCAUUAAUUUACUCGAAAAACUAUGCGAAAAAAAGCCAAAAAACAAGAACAACAAAAAAUAAAAUUCAAGAAAAAGAAAGAGACAAAAACACAACAGAGCAACGGUGAUAAAACCGAUGCGAUAACAAACUACGGUGGUUCCAAUUGAACAUAUCAAGGCCUCUUAGAAAGGCCAGCCAAUGCGCGAUUUUACUCUAUGUUUCACAUAGAUUCAGUUUUUUCGAAGCUUUUUUCAAACAACAAAGAUAUAAUGAAUAAAAAAUAUAAAAAAAAUAAAUAAAUAUAAAAGAAUGAUUCGUUUGCAAAAUGCGUUGCAAAUACUUAAGAGCCAUUUUAAUAGUAAUUGCAUUUGGAUGUCUGGCCUAAUUUUAACGUGUUAAAAAAAAUAUAACGGAAAGAAUAAGAAAAAGAAUAAAAAAAAACAAAACGUGAAACUCGAUGUGCAUUAUUAUAACUCGUUUAGUAUUACAUAUCCAGAAAAAAUAGUAUAUUACUCAACUAAGGCGGUAAAGUAAGAAAUGUCUCAGAGCACAUGUAAUUGUUGUCCGAAGCGAAGCCAAGGUCAACAAACAUGUGCUCUGAGGCUUUCUUAUUUACUGCCUAUGGUGAGUAUACUUUUUUUUUGCUCGACGUAGGCGGAAAGCGGCAACUUCGUUUUGCACAGCAGGAGAAAAGUUGACACUUUUUGCCCGGAGGGAAGAAAAAGGACUUAUACAGCGACACAAAUUUGUUAAUUAACAAUGUUGAGUCACAUGUAAUUAUCGAAAACUACUAGCAAACGAAUCAUUUUAUCGUACUAUGGUACCAUUUGUGGCAAGGGUCAGAAAUCUCUAUUUUCCACGAGCUGCAAGCUUUAGUGAAUUUUUAGGAUAUUACAACCGUUCUAGAUAAAAAGUUCACCCUUUUAUAAAUUCCUGCCUUACCGACGAAACAAAUACGUAAACUCGUGAAUAAAUAACGAUUAUCAUAUGUCAGUAAGGUAGAAUUUUGUUAUUUAGAUCUGUAUCGUCGAAAGAGAUGUUUAAAUGUCUCCUUUCAAUAUUUUCAUUCAAAAAACUACUACAUUAUAAAUUUGUUAUCGUCUUUAUACAAAAUUCUUGUAAAAUCCAUAUUUAGUGGGCUUUUGAUCGAAAUGAUGAUGAUUUUAUAAAAAGAUGUUCCGUCGAUGAAACAGAACAAAACGUGAAAGCUCAACUCGUGAAUUACAUAACACACCUACACCUAUACACUUGCAGAAAAGCGUACACUAAAUGUGCAUUAUAUACAUACGCAUAAUAUACCACACGUAUAAAAUACGCGAAGCAUAUAAAUAUGCAUAUAUAUAUAAACAUAUAUGUACAUAUUUUUUAAUACUUAAAAGACACUCUCUGACCCCGGCCACGUAUGUAAUGUAUACUGUAAACUAUAAGACUAUCUUAUCUAUAAACAUAUUCGUAAGUAGCGCACUGCUAUAAGCAUGCUUGAACCUUCCUAAACGACUCUGGUACUCAUUAUAACGUGUGCUCGCUAUCGCUCCUAAUCUCCUAUAGACGAGCGAUUAUUCGAGAAUCGGGCAAAGUCGGCAACCAGGUUUAUAUAGGAAUGAAAAAGAAAAAAAAAUUACGCGCGAAAACUUUGUUACUCGUUAUGGACAAAUGAAAAGGACUAUUAAAUUAAAGAUACGACCGCGUGUAAAAUUUUAAUUAUAUUUCAUUAUAUUCCAAAAAAAAGGGAAAAAGAUGAAAUAUCGAUCGCAUUAUAUCUUGGCUGUCCUGAGUAAUGUGUCAUAAUUGUUGUCAAUAAACAAUUGUUAAAUUAAUGUGAUUAUAAUCGCGAUAAUCUCUCUCUAUUUAAAAUUAUACUUAUUCAUUUUUGAAGAUUUACGAAAGAAAUAAUUCUAAUUCGAUUUAAUGUUCUGCGUAUAAAGUCAGUUCGCCAAUAAUUUCCAUUCUGAUUUUAUUGCAAUAGAUUGAUGAAAAGAAUGAAUUUAUAAAAAAAAAAGUAUUGUCCAAUAAAAAAAGAUUCACACACAGAGAGAAUAGAGAAAAACAUACAUACGUGAAUCCGUCUUUGCCUAAGAAUCUCUUCGAUUUUUAAAUCACCCGUAGAAUUAAAUCCGAUGUAACGUUGACUGUAUAUACAUAUUAUACAUAAUAUAUAAUACACAUACACAAUAGAAAUACGUACCUAAUAAACUAAUGAUUAAAAUACACGAAACGUUCGAGACCUACUGUCGAUGUACAUGUACAUACACAUGUCGAUCGGAAGAAGGUGAAUGUAACAAAAAAAUAAAAAAACGAAAAGAAAAAAGGAAAAAUUUUGGAACGCUUCCAGUGUCAUUUAAGAGAAAAAUAAUAUAAAAAUAAAAAUCCCCAAAAAUACGUCAAAGUGCACUCGAAAAAUCUGCUUAGAAAUGGAAAUUGCAAAAAAAGCGAAAGAUAAGAAAUCUAAAACAAAAAAUAAAAGAUUAAACAAACGAAUAGGCGAAAGAUAGAUAUACCACUAUGUGAAUGUGAACAUGUACGAUAUAUUAUUAUUUAAAGAACGCGUGAGUGUGCGAGAAAAUGCGCGAGAAAGAAAGAAAGAUUGAUAAAGCAGCGAAUACUUGUUAAAAAUUAUUAUACAGAUGACUACGAGUUGCCGAGGCGUUGAUAAAUAAACGAUUGGGCUCUUACGGGCCUGUGAAAUUAUAA